AUGCCGCUGGACACAUCAUCAUACACGCUUGCGCAUCUGCGCCUGGACGGAAGGAGAUGGAACGAGUUGCGACGAUGCCAUGGACAAAUGUCGACACAGGCGGCCGCCGACGGCUCCAGCUACCUCGAGAUGGGCAACACAAAGGUCAUUUGCACGGUCACUGGUCCAACCGAAUCGCGACGUGGAGGAAACAUGGGCAAUGCUGAAGCAAAGAUUGAGGUCGAGAUUGGCCUGGCCGGCUUCAGCGGUGUUGAGCGCAAGAGACGUGGAAAAGGUGACAAGCGCACAAGCGAAAUGCAGCACACAAUCGCCUCGGCCUUCGCAGACACCCUCUCAACCCAGUUGUACCCUCACAGCACAAUCACCGUCAACCUGCACAUCCUCUCUCAAGAUGGCUCGUUACUAGCCGCCUGCAUCAACGCCUCGACUCUCGCUCUCAUUGACGCCGGUAUCCCCAUGACCGACUACAUCUCAGCCUGUACAGCUGGCAGCACCGCAUCCUACGCUUCAAACGAUGAACAAGCCGACCCUCUGCUCGAUCUGAACGGCAUGGAAGAGCAAGAGCUGCCUUUCCUGACUGUCGCAACCCUGGGCACAGACGACAAGAUCAGCGUUCUCAUGAUGGAGACCAGAGUCCAGCUCACUCGUCUCGAGGCCAUGAUUGCUGUUGGUGUUGAUGGCUGCAAGCAAAUCAGAAACACUCUCGAUGGCAUUGUCCGCCAGCACGGAAACUCUUUGCUGCAAAAGACCGUCACCUGA
This is a messenger RNA of Aureobasidium vineae, 759 nucleotides long. The record is from the annotation of a GenBank genome assembly. NCBI's taxonomy places the organism in Eukaryota, Fungi, Ascomycota, Dothideomycetes, Dothideales, Saccotheciaceae.